Molecule: messenger RNA, 3301 nt
Organism: Lotus japonicus
Lineage: Eukaryota; Viridiplantae; Streptophyta; Magnoliopsida; Fabales; Fabaceae
Product: transcriptional corepressor LEUNIG-like
Exons: 18
Coding region: 215-2905 (896 amino acids)
Cellular component (GO): nucleus
Molecular function (GO): protein binding
Source: RefSeq, a predicted model, not a curated record
CCCUUCAAUAUUUCUUCCCAAAUUCUCUGCUUUUCCCUUGAAGUCGUGUUCCUCUGGCUUCGCUUUCUACCGUUCCCUUUUCUCAUGCUUCUUUGUCUUUCUGCUACGAGAUAAACUCUUGUGUUUGCCGAUUGUUACUGCUCAGUUUCCUAGACUUUGAAACCUUCACAACCUCGUUCAUUCCCUCACCACCGUUCAAGCUCGUUGUGUCAGAAUGUCUCAGACUAACUGGGAAGCUGAUAAGAUGUUAGAUGUUUACAUCUAUGAUUACCUAGUGAAGAGGGAUUUGAAGGCUUCGGCUCAAGCUUUUCAAGCUGAAGGGAAAGUGUCCUCGGACCCUGUUGCUAUUGAUGCCCCGGGAGGAUUUCUGUUUGAGUGGUGGUCAGUUUUCUGGGACAUAUUUAUUGCCAGGACUAAUGAGAAGCAUUCAGAGGUUGCUGCAUCUUACAUUGAGACACAACUAGUUAAGGCUAGGGAGCAACAACAACAACAACAACAACAACAACAACAACAACAACAACAACAACAACAACAACAACAACAACAACCACAACCUCAGCAGUCACAACAUCAGCAACAACAACAUCAGCAACAACAACAGCAACAACAGCACAUGCAGAUGCAGCAGAUGAUGUUACAAAGGCAUGCUCAGCAGCAACAGCCGCAACAUCAACAGCCACCACCUCAACAACAGGGUAGGGAUAGGUCUCAUCUCUUAAAUGGUGGUACUAAUGGGUUAGUUGGAAACGCUAGCACUGCAAGUGCAUUAGCAACAAAGAUGUAUGAGGAAAGGUUAAAACUGCCCCUUCAAAGGGAUUCUUUGGAAGAUGCAGCAAUGAAGCAGAGAUUUGGAGACCAACUCUUGGACCCAAAUCAUGCCACAAUAUUGAAGACAUCUGGAGCUACUGGCCAGCCUUCAGGGCAAGUUUUGCAUGGUGCUGCUGGUGCGAUGUCUCCACAAGUUCAAGCUCGUAGUCAGCAAUUACCUGGGUCUACUCUGGAUAUAAAAAGUGAGAUUAAUCCUGUUUUAAAUCCCAGAGCAGCGGGUCCUGAAGGAUCAUUGAUAGCAAUUCCUGGAUCUAACCAAGGUAGCAACAAUUUGACUUUGAAAGGGUGGCCACUCACAGGGUUGGAACAACUACGUUCUGGUAUGCUUCAGCAACAAAAACCUUUUAUACAGUCUCCUCAACCUUUUCAUCAACUUCCGAUGUUGACGCCACAACAUCAACAACAGCUUAUACUAGCACAACAAAAUUUAGCAUCACCAUCUGCCAAUGAUGACAAUAGAAGACUCCGAAUGCUACUAAAUAAUAGGAAUAUGGGUGUAAGUAAGGAUGGUCUUUCAAAUCCUGUGGGUGAUGUAGUAUCAAAUGUUGGAUCACCUCUUCAAGCAGGUGGCCCUCCUUUUCCUCGUGGCGAUACAGAUAUGUUAAUGAAGUUGAAACUGGCUCAGUUUCACCAACAUCAGCAGCAGAACGCCAAUUCACAGCAGCAGCAACUUCAACAGCAUGCUCUUUCAAAUCCGCAAUCUCAGACUUCAAAUCUUAACAUGCAUCAGCAGGAUAAAGUAGCGGGAGGCAAUGUCAAUGUCGAUGGUAGCAUGUCAAACACCUUUAGAGGAAAUGAUCAGGUUACCAAAAACCAGACUGGUAGAAAGAGAAAACAGCCCGUAUCUUCCUCUGGUCCUGCCAAUAGCUCAGGAACAGCAAAUACGGCAGGCCCAUCUCCAAGUUCAGCACCCUCAACGCCCUCAACGCAUACAGCUGGUGAUGUGAUGUCAAUGCCUGCUCUACCUCAUAAUGGUAGCUCAUCAAAGCCAUUAAUGAUGUUUGGCACUGAUGGCACCGGAACUCUUACCUCACCUUCCAAUCAAUUGUGGGAUGAUAAAGAUCUUGAAUUGCAGGCUGAUGUGGACCGUUUUGUUGAGGAUGGAUCUCUUGAUGACAAUGUGGAGUCUUUUUUAUCCCAUGAUGAUACAGACCCUAGAGAUAAUGUUGGUCGUUGUAUGGAUGUAAGCAAAGGAUUCUCAUUUUCGGAAGUAAAUUCUGUACGCGCAAGUACAAACAAAGUUGUCUGUUGCCAUUUCUCAUCUGAUGGGAAAUUGCUUGCAAGUGGUGGUCAUGAUAAAAAGGCUGUUUUAUGGUACACAGAUUCUCUGAAGCAGAAGGCUACUCUUGAAGAGCAUUCAUCUUUAAUCACCGAUGUCCGUUUCAGUCCAAGCAUGCCUCGUCUCGCAACAUCUUCAUAUGACAAAACUGUUAGGGUUUGGGAUGUUGACAAUCCUGGCUAUUCGCUUCGUACCUUUACAGGACAUUCUGCAUCUGUUAUGUCACUAGAUUUUCACCCUAAUAAGGACGACCUUAUCUGCUCUUGUGAUUUUGAUGGCGAGAUACGAUAUUGGAGCAUUAAUAAUGGCAGUUGUGCUAGAGUGUCCAAGGGUGGUACUGCACAGAUGAGAUUUCAACCUCGUCUAGGGAGGUACCUUGCUGCAGCUGCAGAGAACGUUGUUUCUAUAUUUGAUGUGGAGACACAAGCAUGCCGAUAUUCACUAAAGGGUCAUACAAACUCUAUACAUUCUGUGUGUUGGGAUCCUUCUGGGGAGUUUCUGGCAUCUGUCAGUGAAGACUCUGUCAGGGUCUGGACUCUUGGAACAGGGGGUGAAGGGGAAUGCGUUCAUGAGCUUAGCUGUAAUGGCAAUAAAUUUCACUCAUGUGUUUUCCACCCAACGUAUCCUUCAAUGCUGGUCAUUGGUUGUUACCAGUCAUUGGAACUCUGGGACAUGACCGAGAACAAGACAAUGACUCUGUCUGCUCAUGAAGGUCUAAUUGCUGCAUUGGCAGUUUCAACUGUAAAUGGUUUGGUUGCUUCAGCCAGUCAUGACAAGUUUGUCAAGCUCUGGAAGUAACCUGUCUGCCUCUGCAAAACAGGUAGUUUUAUCAGUGUUGAUCGCAGAUUUGGAUUUCCUGCUGUAAAAAAAUCCCUAAAGCCGCUGUAGUCAUGGCUUCAUAGCCAUCCGAUCUUUAAUUAGACGGUUUAAAUUUAUAAAGACCAAUUGUGUAUGAUUGUCAUUUUAAAUCCCAACGAUUCGAUCUUGAUUCGACGACUACCAAAAUGACUUCAGAAAGUUUUGACUGCAUGGAAUCCGGAUCUGUUGAUCACAUGACCUUUUAUGUUGUAUGGUAAAUUAACCUAUAGAGAUCUCUGUUUCAUUAUUGUUUACUUAGAGAUCUCUGUUCUUGUAUCAUCUACAUUGGCUAUUUAUAAUACCAUUCGGUGAGUGCUGAUCCAGUUUCAGGCAGAA